UUCGAUCCCCGGUACCAAAAAAAAAAAAAAAAGCAACAGUAGCAUGUUCAACAGAAUUAAAAUGUGAUGUGUAAGGAGCCCCAGUAAAGUUUGCUUUUGUUUCCACAGGCUGAAUUGAAGAUUCCUCUUAUCUCCUGGGCGCCAAGAACUAUGAACAGGCAGGGCAAUAAAAUGACAAUGAAAGAGGGACCCAGAGAUCUGAAAUUCCAGAACUUCGCCCUGCCAAACAAUAGGUCAUGGUCUACCAUCAAUAGUGCCACAGGUCAGUACCAGUACCGGACCUUUGAGGAGCCUCUACCGCACUGCGAAAAGAACAUGACUGCAGUCCUAGACACAGCAAAAUUCCCCAGUGAUGACGACUAUGAAGACCCCGAGCUUCAGGUGAUAGAUGGGUGGCCAUCGGUGAAAAUUUUGCCAGCCAGGCCCAUAAAGGAAUCUGAAUAUGCAGAUACUCGCUAUUUCAAGGGUGCAGUGGAUGGCCCCUCUCCAUGGCACAUCAAGCCCUCAACGCCUCCUACAGGGAGAACCCAGAACACGUGGCUACAGCUGGAGGAAGUGGACAAGCCCAUUUCCAAGGACAUCAGAAGCCAACAUGCUAAAGGGGACAAACCCAUACAGGAAAACAAGACCCCUUUACCACCUCCUAGGCCUCCGCCCACCGUCCUGAAGAAGUACCAGCCCUUGCCUCCCUUGCCCUGGGAGAGCCACACACCUGCCCUGCAGCAGCACACCUUCCCAGAAGGCCAGAGGGAGCCCAGACAAAUAAGCUUAAAGGACUUAAGUGAAGCCCUUGGAGAAGAAAAAGUUUCUCAUCACCAGAUAAAGCCUGAAUCAUCUCACCCAUCACAAAACCAAAGCACUCAGAGGACUCUACUUCCUGUUACCAGUUCUUCCUUCAUGCUGAGAAACCACAAUAUCCAAGAAAGAGGUCAAAAAGGCAGCAUGCAGUCCCACUCCCCUAGGAGAUGCCCGCCUCCAGCCAGCUGUGGCCCUGCUGAAAGCACAUUGCCCUCUGGAGACACUGGCUGGAGAAAACCUUUCCCCCCAAGAUCUGGUGCAAAGGAUGUUCAGCACAAUGAAUGGUACAUUGGAGAAUACAGUCGGCAGGUAGUUGAAGAGGCAUUAAUGCAGGAGAACAAGGAUGGUACUUUCUUGGUCCGAGACUGUUCCACCAAAUCCAUGGCAGAACCAUACGUCUUGGUGGUGUUUCAUGGGAACAAAGUGUACAAUGUGAAGAUCCGCUUCCUGGAGAGGAACCAGAAAUUUGCGCUGGGGACAGGACUCAGAGGAGAUGAGAAGUUUGAUUCCGUGGAAGACAUCAUUGAACACUACAAGUGUUUUCCUAUUACACUCAUCGACGGGAAAGACAAGAGUGGCGUCCGCAGGGAGCAAUGCUACCUCACCCAGCCACUCCCUCUUGCCAGGCGCUUCUCGCCUUGGUAGCCUGCUUUUCUGUUUGUCCUCAGCUCAGUGGAGUUUAUAUCAUGCUGCAUUUAUUCCAGAAAAUCACUGUAUGAAUCUUCAAGCGAUGACUUUGUUGACUUCAUGUAAAAGAAAAAUAUUCUGUAAUGCAAAUUGAGAAAUCAAUCAUGAUUUUGAAAGUUGAAAGUACAGAAGAGAUACUUGUAACAUCCGAAAAUAAAAACCAGGUUUUCAAAAGUAUUUUCUAAACAAAAAGCUACAAAUACGGUACUUAGGCUCACAUUACAGAUGAGCAGCAGAGGUCACAAGAAGUUGGUGCUUAAAUGUUUGUACCUGGUGUCAUAAGUCUAGGAGAGAUCCCCAACCCUGUGCCCUCUGCAGCCCAGCACAGCCUCCCUGAGUUCAUGCACUGAAGGCAUUUGAAUGAUUCCUUCUGCCAGAGAUGUCGACACAUGUUGGCUCUGUCUAAUUUGUGAUUCUGGAAAUUCAAUUGUAGGGAAGGAAUAUGGAAAGAGAAAUGAGAAUUUGUGAAUAUCAACUUAACACCAAAAGUUAGAAAUACUUUCUCUGUGGUAUGCAUAUUCUGCUCACAGUAACUUUAAGCCAAAUGCAAGUAUCAAAUUCACAGAAAGGAACUCAGCAGAUGAUAGCCCAGUCCGACCGUAAGGCAGUUAAGUGUUGAUUCUUGCAGUAAGCUUACAGAGAGAUGUUGGGUAGUGUCUACCUUUAAGGUGAAGAUUUGAUUUUGUUUCUGUUUUGUAAGACAGAUGAGGAAGAGGAGGCUCAAUGAAGUUACUGAUCUGCUCGAUAUAAGAAGUGAGCCUAGACUGUCCCUUCUUGCCUGGUUCCAUGUAAGUGUGGCUUCCCAGGCAUGUUCUGCGCCCUGUGGAAUUUUACAGCCAAGUAGAAAAGCUGGAUUUGAAAAGAGCAAGAGAAACAAUUUGAAAACACAGACUUAUCCCCCUUAAAACAAAUAAAUUCUCAUAGUGGAGUAAGUUUGGUAAAAAAAAAAAAAGAUACAAUUGAAAUGAAUGGUGCACCGUGAUUUCAAAUGUUACCAAGGCUUAAAUUCAUGGAGCAUUCAUGAAAUUGAAAUUUUAACGCAGAAAUAAAAUAGAAGUAAAAGGCAAGCAAAUCCAACGAGACCAACACAAUGUCCAGGAUUUUCUCUAAAAGAGGAGACAAUGAGCUCUCUGGGAGGAGCUCUUAGCAUCUGCCCCCAAACACCUGUUUAGAUGCUCUGCGGAGUCAGUGGAAAGUGUCCAGGUUAGAUGAGGAGAGGAGAGUUUCAUGGCGAGCCUGCCCUUCUACAGCUAGAUGAAGAGGAGGAUGAACAGAAGCAGGCAGAGACGCUUCAGGAUGCCACUUGUGCAGAGAGAGAGGGAAGUGGAGGUACAGUGUAUGAAAGCUUAGGUCUAAGCAGCAGCUCUGGGAGAGUCUUGGCUGGUCCUUGGUGUGUUCCAAGAUUAUCCACAGAGGAGCGUCACACACUGGGCAGAAAUGGCCAGGCUUCAGCCCCCUUCCAUGUGGAAGAAAACAUGUCCUUCAGGUGUGUGGCAGACCCCAAGUGUGCCACCCAGGAGGCAUCAGCUGCCACACUGCUCAGCAAGUUCUUCUGAGGGAGACCCAAGUCUCCCCCUCCACACUUGCCUCAGCAACGUUCCUGUUUUCCUGCUUUCGGUGUUGAUUGUAGUCAGAACAUUUUGCUGAUAAUGGAUCAUCAAAGAACAGGAUACAUAAAUUUUAACUGUAUUCAAUUCUGACGAGUUGUAUAAAGAAGAUACUCUGAACACAAUUUAUAAUUGCAGAAAUUGUGUCUCCCUGGCCAAAAUCUUACAAUGGAUGGCUGUGACAAGAACCAAGAUUCUCACACAUAAUUCUUCUAUUUUCUGUCUAUCUGCUUUAUUGGAUCUGUUAUGGAAAAUUCAAUGAUAUGAUUUUUGCAGGCACAAAUUCCAAACUGUUUUCUUCUCUCUUCAAGUAUUAUCUCAUUUUCAGUCUAAAGGUGUCACUGGAUACUUAGCCUCAACAAAGUAGUGGAAUUUUAGUUUCAUUUGAUUAUGGCAUUGAUGCAUGCCAUAUUUUCUUUUGAACUAAAUAAUGCCCAUCCUGAAUCUAUGUCUCGGUCAUCUUUAGUGAAGUAUUGGUAUGGCACUUGUUUGCAUGCUGCAUGUGUAUUCAUUGCUAGGUGCUACUGUAGAUGUUGGAAAUGAAGGAGUGAAUAAUUGAGAAAGACAGAUGACAAAUAAGGAUACAGAUGAAUGAGGCAAUCCAAAUUGUUUUCCCAUCACCCUAUCGUAUUUUCCUUUAACUCAUCACUGAGUGUUUAUUGAGUUAGGCCAACAUUAAAUAUUUUGUGAACUUCCUAUGAGAUUGUGUCAAAAGUCCUGAAUCAGAACAUUUUAAAUUUUUCCCAACUUACAGAAAACUUCCUCUCUUGGCAAUGUGAGGAUAACACAUAAUAGCUAUAAUCAAUUAAA
Molecule: messenger RNA, 3902 nt
Organism: Heterocephalus glaber (naked mole-rat)
Lineage: Eukaryota; Metazoa; Chordata; Mammalia; Rodentia; Bathyergidae
Gene: Clnk
Product: cytokine dependent hematopoietic cell linker
Biological process (GO): cell surface receptor protein tyrosine kinase signaling pathway; intracellular signal transduction
Source: RefSeq, a predicted model, not a curated record